AUGAACUCGGUGUUAUUGAUUGCUAACAUUUAUUUCUUCAAUGCAGAUUGCUUAAGUGAGUCGAGCGUUCUUCGUGCGACACUUGACGGACAAGAUACUACCGGAACGACCGUGGGAACGUGGGAUGUUAACAAGACAAAACAAGAAAUAGGCCUCGUUGGAAUUCCUGUUAGCUGUGGCCAGGAAAAACGAGGAGUCGAAGAAGGUCCGGCGUUUCUUCGAGCUGAAGGCCUUGUGUCGCGCUUAAAAGAUCUCGGUCACCCGGUUCGAGACUAUGGCGACGUCAAAGUUGAAGGCGAUUCCAACAUUACUUCAACACAUGCGAUGAAAAGCGAUUGUGUUGGGAAGACUAGCAAAAACGCCAUGAAUGCCGUCAACGAGGUUCUAAGCUCAGGCAUGCUAAGUAUAAAUCUUGGCGGUGACCACACUAUGUCCAUUGGAACAGUUUCUGCUCACGCGAUGGCCAUGGAUUCUCACAUCUCUCUUCUGUGGGUUGACGCCCAUAGCGACAUUAAUACACCUCUCUCCAGCCCAAGUGGCCACAUACACGGAAUGCCUCUUGCAUUUCUCCUCCACGAAAUGAAGCCGUUCUUGAGAAAGCCCACGGGUAUGGAAUGGAUUCAACCCUGUGUUCGAAAAGACAAUUUUGCCUACAUCGCUUUGAGAGCAAUUGACCCUUACGAAAGAUAUUUCAUGGAUAAGCUGGGAAUAACACUGUACAGUAUAGAAGACGUUGACCGCAUUGGCAUCACCGAGGUUAUUCGACUGGCCCUCGCGCAAAUCAACCCCGAAGGGACGAGAUCAUUGCACGUCAGUUUCGACAUUGAUUCCAUUGAUAUGCUUACUGUUCCAAGCACAGGAACACCGGUGAUAGGCGGUCUUUCCAUGCGAGAUGCGCUCGUUAUAGCUGAAGAGGUGCACAGAUCUGGUCAACUUCGAGUUCUGGACCUAGCUGAAGUCAACCCCAGAUUGGCGUUCGGUGAGGACGCCAAGCGGACCAUCAACUGCGGCGUGGACCUCAUAUCCUCAUUCUUCGGACGUGAGCGAAGAGGAAACCUGCCACUCAACCUGGACCCCAGAGUUAUCGAGGAGAGGGCUCGUACAAAAAUGCCAGAACAAAGCCAAAACAAAACCCCGGUCGGAGCGAAUGAGGUUCCUGUCAACGACUUCAAUGGCUGCAGUCGUUCCGCAGUUUUACAGGGUUACCUUAUGCAGUGCUCGCUAUUCUGUUUUUUAUUCGUUAUAUCGUAUUGACAUAAACAUUCACAAGACAAACAUCAAUCAAAUGAGACGAUGGAAAAUUUUUAUAGGUUCUAGUUUCAAUCAGCUUUAUCGCGA
Messenger RNA from Ixodes scapularis (black-legged tick), 1338 nucleotides. Its product is annotated as arginase-1-like. The record is from RefSeq and is a predicted model, not a curated record. Gene Ontology annotation, molecular function: arginase activity; manganese ion binding. NCBI's taxonomy places the organism in Eukaryota, Metazoa, Arthropoda, Arachnida, Ixodida, Ixodidae. The transcript has 11 exons. Bases 1 to 1254 code for a protein of 417 amino acids. Gene Ontology annotation, cellular component: cytosol; cytoplasm; nucleus.